Messenger RNA from Acipenser ruthenus (sterlet), 531 nucleotides. RefSeq names its product somatostatin-1. Gene Ontology annotation, cellular component: extracellular region. Lineage: Eukaryota; Metazoa; Chordata; Actinopteri; Acipenseriformes; Acipenseridae. The record is from RefSeq and is a predicted model, not a curated record. Gene Ontology annotation, molecular function: hormone activity. Bases 13 to 327 code for a protein of 104 amino acids. The transcript has 2 exons. Gene Ontology annotation, biological process: regulation of cell migration.
UGCUCUCUGAAGAUGAUGCUGUGUUCUCAGCUGCAGAUCCUGCUGGUGGCCGUGUCUGUGUCAGUGCUGCUGGCCCGGGCUAGUGGAGCCCUGCAGAGCGAUAGGCUGGCUGAGCUACUGAGGACUGACUUACCCGAGGAAAAAGAGGAGUUCUCCAGCAUCUCGCUUCUGAAAAUGUUUUCGGAUCUCCUGAAGCCAGAGAACGCCAUCCUCCCCGCCGAGGACUCUGGGAUACGAAGGGAUGCGACACGUCAGCUCCCCGCGCCGCAGCGCGACCGCAAAGCAGGGUGCAAGAACUUCUUCUGGAAGACGUUCACGUCGUGUUAAUCCGCGGGGACAAAAGUAGUCCCUGUGACCUCACGAUGACCCCACCCUCCCGUCUGUUAAACCUACCUGUAUAUAAAAUGUACUCACUCACAGGAACAAAACGUGGAUAUGAAUGUGUAAUAAAGAUAUGAGAAUACUGCCUUUUAUUUGUUAAUGAAUUAAAUAACAGAUCCGUUUCAGUGUUAAUAUGGGUCUUUUAUUUGU